This is a messenger RNA of Harmonia axyridis, 786 nucleotides long. RefSeq lists its product as uncharacterized. The record is from RefSeq and is a predicted model, not a curated record. The transcript has a single exon. The coding region runs from base 1 to 786 and encodes 261 amino acids. NCBI's taxonomy places the organism in Eukaryota, Metazoa, Arthropoda, Insecta, Coleoptera, Coccinellidae.
AUGGACAGGAUAAUACACAAAGUACGAAGGGUGAACCAAGGAUACAGAAUGGGGAACGAACUAUUGAAGAUCUUGUGUUAUGCAGAUGACGCAGUACUAUUUGCAGAUAGUGAAGACGGGCUGCAAUGGUUAAUACAGGCAUUUUACAGGGAGGCUCUAGAACUCAAUAUGGUAAUAUCAAUCCCUAAAACUAAGAGCAUGGUGAUCGCCAGGGAACCCCGCCGAUGUAAGCUGGAGAUAAAUAACAAAAUCAUCGAACAAGUAUUCUCCUUUAACUAUCUGGGCGUAACGAUAUCGCCAUAUGGAAGCUUAAAAGAUAGUGUAAGACAUCAGAUGAAUAAGGCAGCCAGAAUAUCGGGGGCCCUAAGGAAUAUCAUCUGGAAGAACAAUUGCAUGACAACAACCAGUAAAGUGAGAAUUUACAAAGCAUGUGUCAGACCCAUAAUGACAUACGCGGCGGAAACAAGAGCAGAAACAGCUGAAACUAAAAGAAUGGCACGAACAAACGAGAUGCGAGUUUUGAGGGCAAUCACAGGAAACACAUUGAGAGACCAGAGAAGAAGCGACGAGAUCAGAAAAGAAUGCCAGACGGAGGACGUAGUUAGAUGGACCCGCGCGAGAAGAAGGUUCUGGAAUGAACAUGUCUCACGUAUGUCAAGCGACAGAAUAGCGAAAAUCGCGAGAAACGGAAGACCAGCAUCCAAAAGACCUGUAGGGAGACCCCCAAAAAGGUGGAAGGACAGCUGGACCUCAAUAUCUCAAGAACGAGAGGAGGAAAAUGGGUGA